Xiphophorus hellerii (green swordtail) is the source of this 1236-nucleotide messenger RNA. Its product is annotated as gephyrin-like. NCBI's taxonomy places the organism in Eukaryota, Metazoa, Chordata, Actinopteri, Cyprinodontiformes, Poeciliidae. The record is from RefSeq and is a predicted model, not a curated record. Gene Ontology annotation, biological process: Mo-molybdopterin cofactor biosynthetic process. Bases 123 to 623 code for a protein of 166 amino acids. The transcript is spliced from 8 exons.
CCAUCUGGACCCAUCCAGCUGGUCUCGGUUCGGUUCGGCCUUUCCUCCAGAGGUGCAGCGGAACCUCCCCCCUCCCCCGCCGCUACGUAUGAGCCGUCACGGUGCAGACAGAGGUUGGAAACAUGGCGGCGGAUGGGAUGGUGCUCACCAACCACGACCAUCAGACCCGAGUGGGAAUCCUGACUGUCAGUGACAGCUGCUUCAAGAACCUGGCAGAAGACAGGAGUGGAGUGAACCUGAAGGACCUGGUCCACGACCCGUCACUGCUGGGAGGAGUCAUCGCAGCCUACAAAAUAGUUCCAGAUGAGAUCGAGGAAAUCAAGGAAACUCUUCUGGAGUGGUGUGAUGAGCAGGAGCUGAAUCUCAUUCUGACCACCGGAGGAACUGGUUUUGCACCACGAGAUGUUACACCAGAGGCGACCAGGGAGGUGAUCGAGCGAGAGGCCCCAGGGAUGGCUCUGGCCAUGCUGAUGGGAUCCCUGAACGUUACUCCUCUGGGAAUGCUCUCCAGGCCAGUUUGUGGUAUUCGUGGUAAAAACGCUGAUCAUCAACCUUCCAGGCAGCAAGAAAGGCUCCCAGGAGUGUUUCCAGUUCAUCCUCCCGGCUCUGCCUCAUGCCAUUGACCUGCUGCGCGAAGCCGCCGUUCGCGUUAAAUCCACGCACGCCGCCCUGGAGCCGAUGCCCUCCCUGCUGACCAAUACGCACGCCAAUACGCACACCAUGGAGCGCGGCACCCAGUGCGAGGAAGAGGACGAAGACGAAGAGGACAGGAGGAGAGGACGGCACAACCACCACCAGCACCACCAGCACGGCUCGUCCCACAUCACUGUGGCCGCCAUCGCCGCAAAGACGAGUCAUGUGGCGGUCAUGGCUAAGGGCACCCCCUACCUACCUGGAAACAGACCUGCCCCUCCCUCUCAUUUCACCUGUUCCCGUCAGGUGAGCUGCAGCCAUCUUCCUCCUCCUCUUCCCUCCUGACCCGUUACGGUUUCACUACUCACCUUCAGUCGUCAGGGAAACGCUGAACCUGAUUGGUUGAUGAGAACACACCUGCCUGAUCACCUGAAUCAAAGCAGCAGGACGAUUCUCCCACAAUGCACUUCUCUGUUUGGGUUCCUGAGUUACAAGGCUGCAACAAACUGCUGAUAAAUGAACCUGCUGAUCUCCAUCAGUUAUUCAAGGCAGCUAUGAGAGAUUUGAUGUUAGAAACCAAAUUUAAUGCAAAAUUCUAAAAUG